Molecule: messenger RNA, 1283 nt
Organism: Aspergillus ibericus CBS 121593
Lineage: Eukaryota; Fungi; Ascomycota; Eurotiomycetes; Eurotiales; Aspergillaceae
Product: oxidoreductase, short-chain dehydrogenase/reductase family
Exons: 2
Coding region: 76-921 (281 amino acids)
Molecular function (GO): oxidoreductase activity
Source: RefSeq, a predicted model, not a curated record
GUAGUUACCAGUUACAAUAGAUAGAGAUUGAUCUCCGCACUCCUGCCAUGCUCUCAUUUCCGUCAUAUAUCCAUCAUGUCUGUCUCCGAACAAGUCCAGCUGGACAACUUCCCCUCCAUCUUCUCCCUGGAGGGUAAGGUCGCCCUCGUCACCGGUGGCUCCCGCGGUCUCGGACUACACGCCGCCAGUGGGCUUCUCCAAUCAGGCUGCUCCAAAGUCUACAUUACUUCUCGCAAGUCGUCCGCCUGCGACGAAGCUGUUGCAGCCCUCAACGCCCUCCCCAACAAAUCUCCCCACGCAACCGCCAUCGCCAUCCCGGCCGACAAUUCAAACCUCGAUGAGCUGGACCGUCUUGUUGCCGAGGUCUCCAAGACAACCUCACAUCUCGAUAUACUAUUCGCCAAUGCUGGGGCCACCUGGGGCGAGAAAUACGAAUCCUACCCCGCCGACAAAUUCAGCAAGGUCAUGGACCUGAACGUGAAGAGCGUAUUCUAUACCAUCCAGAAAUUCACGCCCCUGCUGACUGCACGGGCUACACGUGAUGACCCUGCACGAGUCAUCGUGACAGGUUCGGUCGCAGGUAUCACGCUGGGCAGUUUAGGUGCCAAUGCUACCUUCAGUUACUCUGCCUCCAAGGCAGCUGUGAUGCAUCUGGUCCGAAACUUGGCGGUGGAGCUGGGCCCAAGGCAUAUCCUGUGCAACGCAAUCGCACCAGGGAUGUUUCCAUCGAAGCUUGCAAAUGGGUUGAUCGAGAUCCAGGGAGGCUUGAAGCACCUGGAAGGCAAGUCGCCCAAUCGAAGGCUGGGGCGGCAGGAGGAUCUAGCGGGCUUGGUGGUGUUUCUGGCCAGCCGGGCGGGCAGUCAUUUGAACGGAGCCGUGAUUCCCAUCGACGGAGGGGCUCAUCUGACAGGGCGACUGUAAUUGGUAAUUGGGCACAGCGUGGACUCUGGUUGGGAUUGAACGUCCAUAUCUGGCACUCAGGGUCACACAAACCGUUCCAGCUUGGCCGCUGGCAGUAGGCCACGAUGUUUUCUGUGCGUCUGGUUGGCCUCUCGUGAAAUUUACCACCCGGUGACAGUCACAGCAAGAGACUCUCUCAUCUUGGUCGCUGGUUCUCACCCCCAGGGUCCUCAUCCUGCAGCUAUAAGUACCCCCAAUGUCCCCCGCUUUGAAUCCAGCAUCCGCUCUGUCUUCUCUCUUCUUCUGCUACCCUAUAUAUAAAUACUAUAUCAAGCACGGAAAGCUUCAGGAAUGCUCCCCUAUAUAUAGUAUAACUAAGACCC